ACCCACCCAACCCUUGGUUCUUCGUCGCCUUCGUUGCUUUUGUAUUAUACAGUUGCAUCUUCGACCGAGAGACGUUAUUCUUAAACCCUAAUUCUUUAUUUUCGAAAUUUCUUUGAUAUAUAUCAGAGAAGAUGUCUACUCUAGAAAUCGAAGCUCGAGAUGUGAUCAAGAUUGUGCUUCAAUUUUGUAAAGAGAACUCUUUGCAUCAAACCUUUCAGACAUUGCAGAGUGAGUGCCAGGUUUCUUUAAAUACUGUAGACAGUGUAGAGACAUUUAUCGCUGAUAUAAAUAGUGGAAGGUGGGAUGCAAUAUUGCCUCAAGUGGCUCAGCUUAAGCUUCCUAGGAAUAAGCUGGAAGAUUUAUAUGAGCAGAUUGUAUUAGAAAUGAUUGAACUACGAGAAUUGGAUACUGCUCGUGCUAUUUUAAGGCAAACUCAAGUAAUGGGUGUCAUGAAGCAAGAACAGCCAGAACGGUACUUGCGACUUGAACAUCUCCUUGUGAGAACUUAUUUUGAUCCAAAUGAGGCUUAUCAAGAGUCAACAAAAGAGAAACGCCGUGCACAAAUUGCUCAAGCACUUGCAGCGGAAGUUACUGUUGUGCCUCCUUCACGAUUAAUGGCUUUAAUUGGUCAGGCUCUUAAGUGGCAGCAACACCAAGGAUUACUUCCUCCAGGAACACAAUUUGACUUGUUUCGAGGAACUGCUGCUAUGAAACAAGAUGUAGAUGACAUGUACCCGGCAACUCUGGCACACACAAUAAAGUUUGGGACAAAAAGUAAUGCAGAAUGUGCUCGGUUCUCACCGGAUGGGCAAUUUCUUGUAUCCAGUUCUGUUGAUGGAUUUAUUGAGGUUUGGGACUACAUAAGUGGGAAACUGAAGAAGGAUCUUCAAUACCAGGCUGAUGAAGCUUUCAUGAUGCAUGAUGAUCCAGUCCUUUGUGUUGAUUUUAGCAGGGACUCCGAGAUGCUUGCAUCUGGGUCAGAAGAUGGAAAAAUCAAAGUUUGGCGUGUAAGGACUGGUCAGUGCUUGCGUCGUCUUGAACGUGCACAUUCUCGGGGUGUCACAAGUGUUAUUUUCUCUCGAGAUGGAAGCCAGUUACUAAGUACAUCAUUUGACUGUACAGCAAGAGUCCAUGGUCUAAAAUCUGGGAAGUUGUUGAAAGAAUUUCGUGGUCAUGGAUCAUAUGUAAAUGAUGCAAUUUUUACAAAUGAUGGGACUCGUGUUAUCACUGCAUCUAGUGAUUGCACAGUCAAGGUCUGGGAUGUGAAGACUACUGACUGUCUACAGACAUUUAAGCCACCACCUCCAUUAAGGGGAGGUGAUGCUUCUGUGAAUUCUGUUCAUCUUUUCCCAAAGAAUACCGAUCACAUUGUUGUAUGCAAUAAGACAUCGUCCGUCUACAUUAUGACUCUUCAAGGACAGGUUGUGAAGAGUUUUUCAUCUGGUAAAAGAGAAGGAGGAGACUUUGUGGCAGCCUGUGUGUCACCUAAAGGGGAAUGGAUUUAUUGUGUUGGUGAAGACAGGAACAUAUACUGUUUCAGCUACCAAUCUGGUAAACUAGAGCAUCUAAUGAAGGUCCAUGAAAAAGAUGUGAUUGGGGUAACUCAUCAUCCCCACAGAAAUCUUGUUGCCACCUACAGUUUAGACUGCACGAUGAAAUUGUGGAAGCCUUGAGUCUUUUCUUGCGUUGUCCGCUUUUCCCUGCAGGAAUCUCAUAAUGUGAUACAAAUAGUUUAUGUUUUGAUUUUGACGCUAUAACUCCUUAGGCGAAUUAUAUGUAAAAUUUGACAAGGAGGGAGAGCUUGGAACAUUAGAUAGAUCUGUAUUCUGUAGGUGUUUUUCCCAAAAAAAGAAAAAAAAAUGAUGUAAUUUACUAUAAUUAAUUAAAUUAUAUAUUGAAGAGCAAAUUUUUUGCCAAA
Molecule: messenger RNA, 1918 nt
Organism: Ziziphus jujuba (common jujube)
Lineage: Eukaryota; Viridiplantae; Streptophyta; Magnoliopsida; Rosales; Rhamnaceae
Product: suppressor of mec-8 and unc-52 protein homolog 1
Exons: 16
Coding region: 132-1673 (513 amino acids)
Biological process (GO): mRNA splicing, via spliceosome
Cellular component (GO): precatalytic spliceosome
Molecular function (GO): protein binding
Source: RefSeq, a predicted model, not a curated record